Molecule: messenger RNA, 1224 nt
Organism: Penicillium angulare
Lineage: Eukaryota; Fungi; Ascomycota; Eurotiomycetes; Eurotiales; Aspergillaceae
Product: class I SAM-dependent methyltransferase
Exons: 2
Coding region: 1-1224 (407 amino acids)
Molecular function (GO): methyltransferase activity
Source: RefSeq, a predicted model, not a curated record
AUGCCGUUCGACGACGACCGUUUAAGGCAUUUGCCUCCUAUGAUCUCUUCUCCCCCGCCUCCGAAAAGAUACAAGUCCGAUACCCCGGCUAGUGAGAGUGGUCGCUCGAGGUACUACUCUCAUUCUCAGUCGGUUCCGUCAAGCGAACGGGCGCGAUCACGACAAACGUCUACCGCUAUGGAUAUUUAUACCAUUACCGAUCGAGAUCCGUCUGAACGAGAUCGGGACCCCCGUCGCACUGGAAGAUUUACCAGCAAUGGCUCGGUCGCAUCACAAGCAUCGCAAAUAUCACAUAUCUCUCGGUCUCCGCCCGUUAUCAUCAACAAUCGCAAAAUUCCUGAAAAAUACCCACCCAUCUCAGAAAACGGUCGACUAUAUCACGGCUAUCACAAGGGCAUGUACCUUCUCCCCUGCGAUGAGGAGGAACAAGAUCGUCUAGACAUUUUCCAUAAGUUGAUGACCGUUGCUCGAGCCUCCGACGGUCUAAUCUACGCCCCAACUCCAGCCAACUCCCGAAUCCUAGAUCUAGGCUGCGGAACAGGCAUCUGGUGCAUCGAAGUCGCAAACAAAUACCCAGAUUCCUACGUCGUCGGCACAGACCUAGCAACAAUGCAACCUGCCAAUAAACCUAAAAACGUCGACUUCCACGCCCCUUUCGACUUCGAAGGUCCCUGGGCAAUGGGCGAAGAUUCCUGGGAUCUAAUCCACCUCCAAAUGGGCUCAGGGUCCGUUCAAAGUUGGGCAAGCCUAUAUAAACGCAUAUUCGAACACCUCCGACCAGGCGCCUGGUUCGAACAGGUAGAAAUCGACUUCGAACCUCGCUGCGAUGAUCGUUCGCUUUCCGGUCUAGCGUUACGGCACUGGUACUCUGCGCUUAAACAUGCUACUGAGUCGAGAAAUCGUCCUGUCUCUCAUAGCUCGAGAGAGGCUGUGAGGAAUCUACAGGAAGCUGGCUUUACGGAGAUUGACCAUCAGAUGGUUGGACUUCCGUUGAAUCCGUGGCAUACGGAUGAACAUGAACGGAAGGUGGCGAGUUGGUAUAAUCUUGCUAUAUCGGAGAGUAUUGAGCCGUUGAGUUUGGCGGCUUUUAGUCGUGCUUAUGGGUGGCCUAUUGAGAAGAUUCAGCGGAUGGCAACGGAUGUCAAGUCGGAGGCUUUUAACAAGGAUAUACAUUGUUAUAAUAUCCUGCAUAUUUAUCAGGCGCGCAAGCCGCUUACCAAGUAA